Nycticebus coucang (slow loris) is the source of this 2407-nucleotide messenger RNA. RefSeq names its product annexin A11 (gene ANXA11). Gene Ontology annotation, cellular component: cytoplasm. The coding region runs from base 174 to 1691 and encodes 505 amino acids. The record is from RefSeq and is a predicted model, not a curated record. Gene Ontology annotation, biological process: cytokinetic process; phagocytosis. Gene Ontology annotation, molecular function: calcium ion binding; calcium-dependent phospholipid binding. The transcript has 15 exons. Lineage: Eukaryota; Metazoa; Chordata; Mammalia; Primates; Lorisidae.
CCGGCCCCGCCCUGACGGCUGCGGCGCCCGCGGGUCCCGAGUGCUCUGAGCUCUGGGACGACCCGAGUGGGAACCAGGUCCGGGCUGAACUAAAGCGCUGUGCCCGGAACGCCCGCUUUUGCCCACAUCUGUGUGGCCGCUCGCGUCUCCCGCCCUCGUGGCCAGAUCUGACCAUGAGCUACCCAGGCUAUCCCCCGCCAGCAGGCGGCUACCCGCCAGCUCCACCAGGUGGUGGUGCCUGGGGAAGUGCUGGCUACCCUCCACCCAGCAUGCCCCCCAUUGGGCUGGAUAAUGUGGCCAACUAUGCAGGGCAGUUCAACCAGGACUACCUCUCAGGAAUGGCGGCCAACAUGUCUGGGACGUUUGGAGGAGCCAAUAUGCCCAACCUGUACCCUGGGGCCCCUGGGGGUGGUUACCCACCAGUGCCCCCUGGGGGAUUCGGGCAGCCCCCCUCUGCCCAGCAGCCUGUUCCUUCAUAUGGGAUGUAUCCACCCCCUGGAGGAAACCCACCUCCUGGGAUGUCCUCAUAUCCAUCCUACCCAGGGGCCCCUGUGCCAGGCCAGCCCAUGCCACCCCCCGGGCAGCAGCCCCCAGGGGCCUACCCUGGACAGCCGCCAAUGACCUACCCUGGGCAGCUACCAGUGCCACCCCCUGCACAGCAGCAGCAGCCAGUGCCAAGCUACCCAGGAUACUCAGGAUCUGGGACUGUUACCCCCGCUGUGGCCCCAGCCCAGUUUGGAAAGCGAGGGACCAUCACAGAUGCUUCCGGAUUUGACCCCUUGCGAGAUGCUGAGGUCCUGCGGAAGGCCAUGAAAGGCUUUGGGACGGAUGAGCAGGCCAUCAUCGACUGCCUGGGCAGCCGCUCCAACAAGCAGCGGCAGCAGAUCCUCCUGUCUUUCAAGACAGCUUAUGGCAAGGAUUUGAUCAAAGAUCUGAAAUCUGAACUGUCAGGAAACUUUGAGAAGACAAUCUUGGCUCUGAUGAAGACCCCAAUCCUCUUUGAUGUUUAUGAGAUAAAGGAUGCUAUCAAGGGUGCUGGCACUGACGAAGCCUGCCUGAUUGAGAUCCUGGCUUCCCGCAGCAACGAGCACAUCCGGGAGUUGAACAGAGCCUACAAAGCAGAAUUCAAGAAGACCCUGGAGGAGGCCAUUCGAAGCGACACAUCUGGGCACUUCCAGCGGCUCCUCAUCUCUCUCUCUCAGGGAAACCGGGAUGAAAGCACAAAUGUGGACAUGUCCGUUGUCCAGAGAGAUGUCCAGGAGCUGUAUGCGGCUGGGGAGAACCGCCUGGGAACAGAUGAAUCCAAGUUCAAUGCAAUUCUGUGCUCUCGGAGCCGGGCCCACCUGGUGGCAGUUUUCAAUGACUAUCAGAGGAUGACUGGCCGAGACAUUGAGAAGAGCAUCUGCCGGGAGAUGUCUGGGGACCUGGAGCAGGGCAUGCUGGCCGUGGUGAAAUGUCUCAAGAACACCCCAGCCUUCUUUGCUGAAAGGCUCAACAAGGCCAUGAGGGGAGCAGGGACGAAGGACCGGACCCUGAUUCGCAUCAUGGUGUCUCGCAGUGAAGUUGACCUCCUGGACAUCAGGUCGGAGUAUAAGCGGAUGUAUGGCAAAUCACUGUACCACGACAUCUCGGGAGAUACUUCGGGGGAUUACCGGAAGAUUCUGCUGAAGAUUUGUGGUGGCAACGACUGAGUGGUUACUGGCGGCUCACUGCUCCCACCUGCCACCGCAGUGGUGCCAGGAAAAAGGCAAAAAGAAUGUCUGUUUCUGACAAAUCCACAAAUAGCCCCAAGGUGUGCCGCCCACAGCGCUGUGACCUGUCGCCUACCCUACUGAUCCACGUGUUGUGCUGAGGGACCUGGGUUGGUCUAGAACUCUCUCAGGAUGCCUUUUCCACUCCACCCCCCACAGCCUCUUGCUGCUAAGUAGAUGUUUUAUUUCCUACUCAGGCAAUCAUUGCCCCUUGCUUGUGGCUAAGACUUGGCUUCAUUUAGUCAUGUAAUUUUAUAUUUUUAUUUGGAGGCAUAUUCUCUCUCACAGUCGUUGCCAGCCAAGAUGCCUACGAGUCUGUUUGCUGCGUACACAUUUCUGGUGAGAGUGAUCGGGUGGGUAGAGUGCUGUGUCCUCUCUGAGUAGAAAAAGGGAGGCCCCUUACGGUUAAUCUUUGUGUCUGGUGAAAAUGUGUCAUGAGCUUUGUUAUUGCCAAACUCAUUCCUUUUUAGACAAAAGAAAAAAAGACCAGAAAGUCAUCUGUUCCAUCUUCCAUGCAAAACCACGAGAACAAAGCCAGUUCCCUGGCAGUGACAGGGCUUCUUGUAAUUUGGAAUGUGCCUUAAACCUGAAUGUCUGUGGCCAAAACCUGUUUCCAAAUUAAAAGCCAGCCAGCUCUGGAACAUUCUGGAAAUGUC